AUGCCAGAUUCAAACUCACAGGAACUCCCAAGCCAAACAGACGAGAUGUUCCACUUCCUAAAACAGGUAGAUCCAAAAGAGAAGGAGGCUGUCUACAGUAAGGCACUUACGAUGCUAUCCAGUGAUAUGUAUUCCAUGCACAUAUUCCUGAAUUACAUUGAUUUUGUAUUGCAUAAAGAAGACCCAGAAGUUCUUGAAAAGCUGUAUACUGUGCAUAAGAACAAGUUCAAGGCGUAUCACGCAUUCUGGAAGAGACUCAUUGAGUUCUCUGUGGUCAAUUUGAAGAAGGACUUUGAUAUGGUGCUGGAUAAAGUUGUGAGAUAUCUGAAGGCAAAUGAAUUCAUAGGCAGGGAUGAAAUGAUGGAAUAUUUUACAAGCAAUAGAAGCAAGAUACAGAAUGACAUUAAGAACAGCAGAAACAUGAGCUAUAUGGCACUUUCAACACCAAUAAAAAGCAACCUGAAUAAUCCAAGUUCCUACAAGGAUGUAGAAACAGAACAGGAAAGUGAUCCAAUUGACCCUGAUGAUUUCUACUCCAUUUUUGGCAGUGCUAAGAAGAAUAAGCUUAAUUUGGAAGUAAAAAGCAGUGACCUGGGAAUUGAACUCGCCCGUGGCACUGAAACUGUUAGCAUAAUUCAUGAUAAAAUCACUGGUGAUACGCAAGAAUUGAUGGAUCGAAUUGUGGAAUUAAACAGCUGCAAAACACAUGUAACUGGUGGAAGUAGGAAGUUCUGUAGCAAAAUAGAACACAUAAACAUACAGAAACCAGUUGAGAUAGAAAAUGAAGAAGAAUCAGGUUCUACACAAAAUACGAGUGUAUCUAAGAAGUCAUUGAGCUUCCUACAGGACCAGAAGCAUCUUCCAAUAAUAGAAAAUACACAGCCAUUGAACAAUAGUGGUCAAAUUGCAUUCAACAGAAUGAACAUAAUUUAUUUGGAAAAAAUAGGUAAAGGUGGAUUCAGUACAGUCCACAAAGUGAUGCACAAUAACAAGAUAUACGCACUAAAGAAGAUAUUCAAGGGUGAUUAUGAUAAAGAGGUGCAGAUAUUGCAAAAGUUGAACAGGGUAUCGGAUAACUAUGCUAUUAAGAUGGUGGAUUACAAGCAGAAUGUAACUGAGGACAUCAUUGAGAUUCUUUUUGAAUAUGCUGAAAUAGAUUUGCAGAAUUAUACGAACAAGAAUGCGUAUUCCAAUCACUUCAUCAAACACAUUGCACUGGAAAUGCUACAGAUCAUCGAAUUCAUCCAUACCAAUGGAGUCAUUCACAAGGACAUCAAACCAAGCAACUUCGUAUUCGUCCAAGGUCGUCUCAAAGUGAUUGAUUUUGGAAUAUCUAAGGAAAUGGGCCCAGAUACAACCAGCUGUUUGAACAACAAAGAGGGUACAUUCUACUAUAGUUCACCAGAAGUGUUUCUGAAGCAGAAAGUGGGUCGAUCUGCUGAUAUUUGGUCAUUUGGCUGCAUUAUGUACUAUUUGUACUAUAAGGAGACUGUUUUCAAGCACGAUGAUAUGCACCGUCUUUCAGAAAUCACCCAAAAAGAGAUCAAAUACCGCAAAACAGACAGAAAUGGUCACCAAAUGGAUGAAAGGGCAAUUGACCUGAUGAAACUCAGCCUGAAAAUUGAUCCUAAGGAGAGACCUAAAGCAGAUGAACUACUGAAAUAUCACCCGUUUUUCAUUCAGUAA
Molecule: messenger RNA, 1686 nt
Organism: Enterospora canceri
Lineage: Eukaryota; Fungi; Microsporidia; Enterocytozoonidae
Source: the annotation of a GenBank genome assembly